Molecule: messenger RNA, 338 nt
Organism: Staurois parvus
Lineage: Eukaryota; Metazoa; Chordata; Amphibia; Anura; Ranidae
Source: the annotation of a GenBank genome assembly
AGACAUGAAAGUGGCACAUGCAGAGUGUGGCGAUGGAGACAGCAGCAAUGGGAGGCCGUACAGCACCUAUGACAAAAUGGAACCACCAGCAGUGUGAGGACUGGAGACCUGAAAGUGGCACAUGGCAGAGUGUGGCGAUGGAGACAGCAGCAGCAAUGGGAGGCUCGUACAGGGACCCAUGACAGAUUAUGGACUCUGGCAGCAGCAUGAGGAGGCGGGGUACAGGGGCCCAUGACAGAUUACUGGCUGGCAGCCGCAAUGGGAGGCCGUAAUUGCCAGCACCCUAUGACAAAUGGAACCCACCCGCAGUGUGAGGAGACCUGUGAAAGUUGGCACAU